AUGGCGUCCGACCAAGCUGUGCCCGCACCCGCUUUUGCAUCCCCGUUGCUAUACCACCACCGCGAGCCAAUCACCCUGGUUGAGCUCCGCAUGCGCAAGUUCUCCGGGCUCAUUCGCGCAAAACCGGACUGGUGGGAAAAAGUCCAUGACGCAAGCAUCGCUGCGAAGUGGAGGGCCGAGAUGGUCGAGCAGGACAAGGCCACCCUGUGGCCGCGCGACCCAAUAACGGACUCACAGCUGGACUAUAUCUUUGACCAGCUCAAGUACGAUGCGAGGCGGCGCGACGCCGCAACCGGCAUCUUCGCAACUUCAAUCCCUAAGGUCUACGAGUCUCGGAGUCUGAUCCCUGCGGACAUCAACUCCUCACUCCUUGCCCUCGUAUCUGCCCUCGAGGGUGUGCCGGAAGACCAGAAGGAUUGGCACCCUGGCUCUAACGGACAGGUCCUGGAUCUCGUGCACCCGUCGCUCUACCCUCUGAGGAUCGCACAUUCAUAUGUCCGCAAUAAAAGCAUCGACGGCGAGGCGCAUGGUGUCCACGUCCUGACCAGGGACGAAUACCUGUCCCAACGCCCGGACUUCGAGGUAUACCGGCAUGAAUCGUACAGGGUAGUCUCCGACGACUAUCAGUGGCUUCCAACAGACUUCGAGGUCUCUGCCACGGGUGAUGUCGUGGUACUAGCCUACAUCAACAACCUCCACCCAGAUAAAUAUCGUACGGGCUACACAGCGAUCUCCGCCGUCCUCUCGCGAUUCAUCCCGCUUUUCGAGAGGGUAACCUCCGACAUGCUCAGCCCGCCACCCCCUUUCGCCAUCGACGUGGAACCGACGGCGUGGUACGACCACCUGCAGAUGCCCGACUUUGGCGACUGGGACAUUCUGGAGGCGGAGGAGGAUCCCGAGGAGAAGUGGUAUGAAGAAGUGAGGUGGCCGCUGAUCCCCGACCCGCCACCUUUCGCUCCGCCAAGUCAUGAGGGCCGCGUCGACAUGAAGCUCCGCGGCCGCACAGUGCAGGUCAUCGUAAAGCUUGCGAACAUCAUCCUCACUCCGGAGAACCCGAAGUACCCGGGCGGGUCAUGGCAUGUCGAAGGCAUGGCAAACGAGAAGAUCGUCGCAACCGGCCUCUACUACUACUCGUGCGAGAACAUCACACAGUCUCGGCUCGUGUUCCGCACUGUCGUCGGAGGAGACCCUGCGGACUAUCCCCAGCUGCCUUACGAGCAAAGCGACAACAGGGGCUACUACACCGUCUUCGGCUUUGGGGGCGGCGAUCCGCUCAAUCAAGAGCUCGGGCACGUCGUCGCAGAGGAGGGCAAGUGCAUCGCAUUCCCGAACAUCUACCAGCACCGCGUCGACCCUUUCGAGCUCGCGGACCCGACGAAGCCCGGGCACCGGAAGAUUCUGUGCUUCUUCUUGGUGGACCCGCACACAAGGAUUCAUUCGACGAGCGAUGCCGCGCCUCAGCAGGAGGAGUGGCUCAUGGACGAGAUGGUCCGCAUCCCGGCGUUGCAGAAACUCCCAGCAGAACUGUUCAAGAUGAUCUCCGACUUCGCGACUGCCGGCACGAUGUCACGGAAGGAGGCCGAGCAGCAUCGCGAGUGGCUUAUGGACGAACGUAAGGAGUUUGUUAUGACAUAUAAUGAGGAGGUAUACGAGGUCGAGUUUAACAUGUGUGAGCACUAA
Molecule: messenger RNA, 1680 nt
Organism: Trametes versicolor FP-101664 SS1
Lineage: Eukaryota; Fungi; Basidiomycota; Agaricomycetes; Polyporales; Polyporaceae
Exons: 3
Coding region: 1-1680 (559 amino acids)
Source: RefSeq, a predicted model, not a curated record